UCCCCCUACAGCUAGGGGGGCCAGGGGCGACCACGCACUCGUUGCCUUGUCCUGCUUCCUGCGUGAGGCCGCUCGGGUGUCCGCGCGUGUAGCGUUACUUUUGAAAAUAAGAGCUGUACGUUGCGUUAAUGGGCGAUGGCAGCUCUGCCACUUGGGCAGAACUAAGGCUGGGUAGUCGAAGCAGGUCUAAAUUGGAAAUAGACAUGACUAACCGAGAAGAAGCUGAGAUACAAAUUUCUGAAUUAGACUUACUCUCCAGCAUGUUUCCUUAUGAAGAAGAGUUCAUGGUGACUGACCAGCUAGCUAUAGCAGAACUGAAACACUAUGUUGAAAAUCAGUCUGCAGAGAUGCCAUCUUCAAAAGUUCAAUUUAUACUGAAUGUAAAGCCAGAGGUCCCUGAUGCCUCUACGGUGGAGUUUUCCAUGUCCUGUGCUUUACCAUUUAAAUAUCCAGCUAUUCUACCAGAAAUUACUGUGAGGUCACCACUGUUAAGCCGCUCUCAGCAGAUUCACCUGAACUCUGAUCUAAAAACAUAUUUGAUGCAAAACUGCAGUGGUGAGCCUUGCAUGUUGAGUGCAAGAGAAUGGAUUAAAGAUCAUGCAGUUGCUUACAUUGACAAAGAGCUUUCGUCUUCCUCAGUCACGACAUCAGAUGCUAUGCAGUCAGAAGACACCAUUUUCACUAGACUGUGGAUCUAUAGUCAUCACAUCUACAACAAGCAAAAAAGAAAGAAUAUUAUUGAUUGGGCCAAGGAGCUCUCUCUGUCAGGGUUUUGCAUGCCUGGGAAACCAGGUGUUGUUUGUGUAGAAGGUCUGCAGAGCGCUUGUGAAGAGUUCUGGUCCAGAAUUAGAAGAUUAACGUGGAAGAGAAUUUUAAUUCGUCACAGAGAAGAUGUUUCUUUGGAAGGCGGAGGACAUGAUGAGAUUCAGAAACAGAGAAAGUUCUCCACUUUGGAAGAAAAAUGUUUUGAUGCACAUGGUUCCAGAGGAAAUCAUAUGGAUUUGGGGCAGCUGUAUCAUUUUUUAGAAGAAAAAGGAUGUGCUGACAUUUUUCAAAUGUACUUCGGAGUUGAAGGACAUUAGAUUGCUACAGGUCCAGAUGCCCAUGUUUGUAAAUUAAUCCUUUAAAGAGAUUACAUAGCUUUUCUGCAAGAGUUAAUCAGAGAAGGGAUUGAUAAUUUUUACUUUAUACGAUGAUUCCAGUUUUCCAUGAAAACGAAUAUUUAGUGAAAUCUUGAAUAAUGAAAAUGACUAAAGGAAUGCUUUACUAAAGUGUUGGAUUUUAAGACUGUUAGUACAUGUACCUGAUUACAAAGACAGAAAAAAUGUUUGAUUAACCUCCUGGGCAGAGUUCCAGAACAUGGAAUUACAUGUGGAGGAGACAAAAAAGAAGCGUAGACAUCUCAGGAAAGGAAUACUGAUGUUUACAUUAUUUAUUACUCUGUUUAUGUACGCUACAUAAAGACUUUUUGGUAGCAGUC
This is a messenger RNA of Struthio camelus australis, 1480 nucleotides long. RefSeq names its product RWD domain containing 2B (gene RWDD2B). NCBI's taxonomy places the organism in Eukaryota, Metazoa, Chordata, Aves, Struthioniformes, Struthionidae. The record is from RefSeq and is a predicted model, not a curated record. Gene Ontology annotation, molecular function: protein binding.